ACUAAAGUCCAAAGCUACAAGCUAAAGAGACAAUUAAAAAAAAAUGGCCGCUUCUAAGCAACUAAUUGUCUCUUGCUUGUUCUUAGUGCUGUUGUUUGCUCAAGCCACUUCGCAAGGCUUGAGAGUAGGUUUCUACAGCAAAACAUGCCCACAAGUCGAGGGUAUUGUGAAAAAGGUCGUGUUCGAUGCAAUGAAGAAAGCCCCUACACUUGGUGCUCCUUUGCUUAGGAUGUUCUUCCACGACUGCUUCGUUCGAGGAUGUGACGGAUCAGUUUUGUUAGACAAAUCGAACAACCAAGCCGAGAAGAGUGCGAUUCCUAACCUAAGCCUUCGAGGGUUUGGCAUCAUAGACGAUUCCAAGGCGGCUCUAGAAAAAGUGUGCCCGGGUAUUGUUUCUUGCUCUGAUGUCUUGGCACUUGUCGCCAGAGACGCAAUGGUUGCACUUGAAGGACCAUCGUGGGAAGUUGAAACGGGAAGAAGAGACGGUAGGGUUUCCAAUAUCAACGAGGUCAACUUGCCAUCACCUUUCGAUAACAUCACCAAGCUUAUCACGGAUUUCCGCUCAAAGGGCCUCAACGAGAAGGAUCUAGUCAUUCUUUCUGGUGGACACACUAUUGGAAUGGGACAUUGUCCUCUAUUGACAAACCGGCUUUACAACUUCACCGGAAGAGGAGACAGUGACCCGAGUUUGGACUCGGAGUACGCCGCUCACCUCAGGAAGAAGUGCAAGCCGACCGAUACCACGACGGCUCUAGAGAUGGAUCCAGGAAGUUUCAAGACUUUUGACGUGAGCUACUUCACGCUAGUGGCUAAGAGAAGAGGACUUUUCCAAUCGGAUGCUGCUCUAUUGGACAACUCCAAGACAAGGGGUUAUGUCUUGCAGCUGGCAAGAACCCAUGGGUCGAUGUUCUUUCAUGACUUUGGUGUCUCUAUGGUGAAAAUGGGUCGGGCCGGAGUUCUUACGGGUCAGUCUGGGGAGAUCCGUAAGAUGUGUCGGGUUCCUAAUUAAUUAAAGAGAUAUAAAAAUAUAUCUCCAUGAGUUUGAUUAUUAUUGUGUGCUUCUAUUGCUUUGUUUCUUCUUCUUUUGGGUCAGUAAAUGUGAUUGUUUCCUUGGGAAUAAGCUGUAUUUAGAAUUCUUAAAAGUCUUGAAAUUCAAAUUAUUAAUAUAAGGCUCAAGUUAUAAUAA
Messenger RNA from Capsella rubella, 1186 nucleotides. Its product is annotated as peroxidase 27. Lineage: Eukaryota; Viridiplantae; Streptophyta; Magnoliopsida; Brassicales; Brassicaceae. The transcript has 4 exons. Gene Ontology annotation, biological process: response to oxidative stress; hydrogen peroxide catabolic process. Gene Ontology annotation, molecular function: peroxidase activity; heme binding. The record is from RefSeq and is a predicted model, not a curated record. Bases 44 to 1009 code for a protein of 321 amino acids. Gene Ontology annotation, cellular component: plant-type cell wall; plasmodesma.